This is a messenger RNA of Rana temporaria (common frog), 6522 nucleotides long. RefSeq names its product interactor of little elongation complex ELL subunit 1 (gene ICE1). The transcript has 21 exons. Bases 126 to 6266 code for a protein of 2046 amino acids. The record is from RefSeq and is a predicted model, not a curated record. Lineage: Eukaryota; Metazoa; Chordata; Amphibia; Anura; Ranidae.
UGAAGCAGUGGGCUGAUCGCAACCAGGAAGUGUUUUGGAGAAGCGUCACUUCUUCCGGGACAUGCUGUAUGUAGUACUGUGUUGUUAUAACGAUGGUUCUGCGUUCUCUUAUGUGCUGCAGUUAAAUGAGGGCGGAGCCAAUCAUCUCUCAAGUAGCUGUCCUGGAAGGUUCCUGGAAAUACUGUUACCGGUUUAAAUCUGAUUUUCCAAGUCAAACGGGCCACUUUAUCAGUUCAUGCACCAUGAUGCCUGGGGAGAAUCCCUCAAAGGUUGCAGGAAUUGCGUCAGAAGCAGCAGGAUCUUGUCAGAACUGUACAUCCUUACAGCAGAAUUUGAAUGAAUAUGUUGCCGCAUUAAUAACUCUCAAGCAAAAGAUUAUUGAUUCAGACCACCUGCUCGCUGAGUAUCAACAUAAAUGUGAUGAUCUAAGGGAUGCAGAAAGGGAGAAUAAAACUCUGAGAUAUCAACUAGAACAAAUGUUGCAGAAAAUAUCCCCCUGGGAGCAAACAGAAGAACAACUAAAAUCUUUUAGAAUUGAACUGGAAAAAAAGACAUCUGUACUAGACGUGGUUCAUCAGUCUCAACUGGAAAUUGUCGGAGUGAAGAAAGAGUGCAAAAAGUGUAAUAUGGUAAAGAAGAAACAUCAGGCAAAAAUAAAGAAAACAGAAGCGGUUGCUUCAAAGCAUAUCAAGCGUGUUAAACAGUUGCAACAAGAAAAGAGAAUCAUUGAGAGGGAACUAAAGAAAAUACAGGUAAAAUGGAAAAAACUUGGUGAUGUCCAGAAUAAAAGUAUGAAAAAUGCACAAACACAAGUUGCAAAAGAUCAACCAGUUGUGAAGUUAGAUAAAAAAAAAAUCAGAAUUUUGCUGGAAGAACUUUGGGAUUGCAUAGAGUCCUCGACCGAAAACAGUGAUGGGGAUAAACCUAAGUUGGAAACCAAUUUAGGAAAAGGAAAGCACCUCCAGAUCCCUGAUGAUCACACACCUUCUCUUAAGCAUUUUAAUCCUUCAACGUUAAGUUGCAAGUUUGACACCUUCUCUGAAGUGGUUGUUGUAAAUGCAUCAAAUGAUUCUACUGACUGUAAAAAAUCACAUGAAAUUCAUACCUGCAAGGAUGCAUAUAAUGAAUACCAGCAAUUUCAGACAGAGACAACAGUAAAAGAUGUGUUUGUACUACAAGAUUUAAAUGACAGCCACUUGGGAAAUUCUGAUAAUGAAUGUGACAUCGAAGAACUUUCACAAAUAAUGUGCUGGGCAAAACCUCUCCCACAUCUUUUAUCUCCUUUACAAUUUUCUCCGUUUACCACAAAGUAUGUUUUUGGAGAAUUUACAGAUUCAAGCGAUAAUGAAGGCUCUGAUGAGAGAAAUAAAGCAAAAGGCAGUACAUCACUGGAAAGGAAGCAAAAUUGUGUUCAAGACCAGACCAAUUUUGUCCCAUGUCCAGAAGAAGGAAAUGUAACUGAGGAUUGUAAACAAAAUGUUGAAUUUGGAAGAAAUGUGAAAUAUGACAGGAUAUCUAUAGUUGAAGAUUGCCUCACAUCUCAGUCUGAAUUUUGUUCUAAUUAUAAGGGUGAACUCACUACAGAAAUGGAAACAGACAAAAAAGAUAUAGAAAUAACUCCAAUGCAUAUUGAAGUCAGCUUUGGUGUUGCCAGUAACACAUUGACAACAAAUGUUUUAACAGAACAAAAUCCAUCAGAAAAGGAGCAUUCUGCUGUCAACAGAGAAAAUAGCUUUGAAAAAUCUUUAGAAUGGUAUAAUAACCAGAACGAUCCAGUAAGAAAUGUGGACCGCAUUGAUCAUUCUGAAGUUGAAUUACUAAAACACAGCUCUAGUGGUACAAUUGGUGACAUGACCAGCAUGCUGGAGCACCCGGUUGGUGGGGAUAUUGCAGGAAGAGUGGUAAUUGAAAACCUGCAUUGUUCUAAAGAAGAUCGUUCAAGUUCUGCCAGAUGUAAUAUGGUUGUCCAUCACAACCAAUCUUUAAAUGCUAAUGGGGUGUUAUUUUCUAAAGAUUCUCCUGUGCAUAACUGUAAUCUUGAUGAACACAAAUCUAUAAAAUCUUUGCAGGUGUAUAAUAUAAUUGGUGCUGAAGAAAACCAUGUUCCCAACAUUAUAACCAGUGCUGAAGAAAAUCAUGUUCACAACAAUUUAAGUGUACAUAAACUUAUGGAUAAUUCCAGUUAUGCCAUAAUAGACAGAAGUCAAGAUAAUUUACUCUUAUCUGCUCAACCUGAAAUGUAUUUAAAUGAAUUUCAUCAUCAUUUUAAUAAUGAUUCCAGAGAUUUGAAAGACUCCGAACAGUCAAGUUGUUUAGAAGAUGUUCACAAUAGAAAGCCUAAUAAUGGCACUUCAAUGGAUGGUGAAAUAUGUUUUGCUGCUCAAACAGUGCAACCUCUCGAUAAACUUAAAGAAAAAUCAGGGCAUUCAAGCAGUACACCUGUUGUACAAUUUGAAUAUAUAAAGUUGAUAAACCAGUAUUAUACUGACAAAAUUGAUAAAAUUGACCCAAAACACAUUCAGGAGUUACCUGUACAUAAAGCAAAUAUUUCACUAAAGCAAAAGUUGGCUUUGAGAAGACUUGCAGAUGGUGGGCAUUGUUACAAAGCAAGCUUUAAUGAACUUGGUUACGACAUGCAAGAUUCUUCAGAGAUCAUGCCAGCCUCAACACCAUUUAAUUUGGAUUCUAGUACAACAGACAAAGAAAACCAUUUGUCUGAAACUUUUGCUGACAAGGAUAGCACAUGCCUUUCUAUGGAGAAAUUGGAACAUGAAAGUAAAGGAAAUAUACUUGCUAGUCUACAGACUUGUGCAAUCAAAGCUAAAGAAUCCACGCAUAAAUCAGAUAGUACAAGCACAUCCCGUAUUGUAACUGAGCAGUGUAAAAUUGGUUCAGAGAAGGUUCAGCUGUGUUCCUCUGAUUCAAAUUUGUACACACUGGUCUCUUCAAAAGAGCAAAAAGCAGCUGUGGUAGAUAUACAACCAGUUAUAGCAACCCAACUAGAUAUCUGUUCUCAAAGUCAAGCAGUUGCUGACCAAUUAUGUUCUGCUAAGCACAAUCGAUCUUGCUCAACUUUUUUACUGCAUAACACUCUUUCUUCAAAUUUUGAUACUACUACUACUGCUGAUGGGUACCUAAAUAGACUGGAAGGAAAACCGUUUUUGACUUCAAAAGAUAUGCCUCAGCUGAGUGAUCAACAAUUUAUUAAAGUGUCAGUGGACCUCGUAACUGACAGCAGAGAUCAACUUGAUACUGUAAAUAAAGAUCUUUGUAAAGGAAUAAACCCAAAAAAGGAUAUUUGUGCUGAAUUGGACUCCACUUUGGAAAAAACAAACACUGUUUAUUCUUUGCAGUCUAACAGUGAAACCCUUCCUAAGACGUUUAAUCAGUCUACAGUAAUGCCUAUUUUCCCUCUAGAAGAAGAGCAACGUUUUAAUUUGUGUUCAGAUUCAACUAAGGUAGUAAAUAAAAUUGCUAAAGAAACAGAUGCAAAUCAAGAUGCAUGUAGUGCUUCCUUGGAUAGUAGUGAAGAAGAGAAUUUUGUCAUACGUAAAGUCAGCUAUGCAAAAGCAGUCUCCAACAACCCUGUGAAUUUAAAGAAAUAUAGUAAGGGUGCUUUAGAAAGUUUAGAGGAGAAAGUCUGUAAUGUACAUUUGGAAUCAAAUAACUCUCCAUGUAAGCCUAUAAUUACUCAGAGGGUGGACAUAGAAUGUGCAGGUGAUUUGGCUGCAUUUGUUACUUCUGAAAAUGACUCUUUUUCUUCAAAAACUCAAAAUGGCAUCUUGAUGGAGCAUGAAUCUUUGGUUACAUGUGACUUAAUUGUAGAUCAGGAAAAUUACAAAAGUAAUAGUAAAAAUAAUGGGGAUCAAUAUUCUUGCGAAAAAGAAAACGAAACAACUAUUUUAGAGGAAUGUGAAAAACAGAAGGAAAAGCUGGUAUCUGAAAAUAUUCAAUAUGACAAUAACACUGAUCAAAAAUUAUUGGAUACUAUAGAGAAUGAGGGCAAACAAACAUUUCCAGUUAAGAAUUUCAUAUGGAAUUUUGAAAGGCCUGAAGAGUCAGUUGACCCUGGAGCUAUUUCUGGAAAACAUAAAACAAGAGGAAAUCUAAAAAUGCUACAUGGUGGUUCAAAUAACUCAUUUCAUAGGACUGCUUUUAACAUAGAGGAAAGGACAAACCGCAACAGGUCCCACAAGGUAAAAUAUUCUAAUAUUGUUUGUCAAGCUGUAACUAAAGAAAACCACCAACGAAAGCUUUCUCGAGGUGAGCAAAGUUUACAAGAUACACAUGUGGGAGAAACUGUGCUUGCAAAUGCUGAUACAUCAACCAACUCAGAUCACUCACCAGAAACUAUUACUAAAGUGAGAUCAGAAAUGGGCCCUCCAUUGCCUCCUUUGCUAGGUCCUUUGUUGGCAACUCCUCCGAAAAGUAUACACCCUCUGUCACCUUUUUUAUCAUCUUCAAGUUGUUCAUCUUUACCAUCUCCUCUUGAUGACUUGAUUUCUCCUUUGCCAGGCACUCCAUUUCCACGACAUGUGUCGUCUUUGACUAGUGGGCGCAAGCAAAAAUCUCCAGUACUUGCCACCCCUUCACCUGCUGAGAAAGCAAACAAAAGAAUUUUGUCUUCUCCUUUGCAGUUUUGUGCUGCCACACCAAAGCAUGCUCUCCCUGUGCCAGGAAGAUUUCCUCUUUCUGCAUCUGGUAGCUCUUCAAACAAUGUUCAAGAGAAUUCUGUCAAAAUUCUAGACACAAUGUACCCAGAAUUAUCUGCACGAGCAAGAACGUUAAACAUCCUAAAAGGUAAUGUUCAGCUAAGCCGAAGUUUGCCUAGAGAUGGCAAGAAUUUGUCUGUCAGCCAAAUAACUGGGUUCAAAUCUAUUACAUCCACUUCUACAGUAUUUAUAAAACCUGGGGGCAAUUCAAAUGUUGACAGUAGUAAAGACAAAUUGAGCAGUUCUGAGAAUCAACAGAAAUCCACGAGCAUUGGUUCCUCAAGUGAACAAACUACUGAUGCCUUCCUAAUGCCUAGAAGUGCCAAAAGGCUUCGACUGGACACAGAGUCCCCAGUUAUAGAAACUAUAAAAAACUGUUCCACAACACCUACAAACAAUGACCCAGAAGGGCAGAAAUGUCAAGAGUCUUGCCACAAUAUAGGUUAUUGUGAGCUGCUUCCAGAUGUUGUGAAAGACAGCAGUAUUGAUGAAGAUAUUAUAACUAAGGCUCUUAAAAAAAUUGAGGACUUGUGUUUUGAUCUUCUACCAGUAAUUAGAAGCCAUGUCCAUGUGGGAACCAUUCCCAAAGUUCCUGUAAUGAGGAAUGAGGAAAAAGAAGCCAUUUAUGAAUUCAGCACCUCUAAAAAAAGUUUAGCAGAUCGUUUUCUUCAAGUUGUUUUAAAUAAAAUCAGAACUGGAAAGAGAUCAAUAGCCCCAACAUAUCUUCAGGCCCUUUGCAGGGUUUAUGUGGGAUUGUGUCGUCAGCUCGGAAAUAUUGAAAGAGCACGGAUUCUCUGUUAUAGCAUACUUAAAGAAGAUUUUCCAGACCCUGACAGAUUGCUACUGUUCAUUGUGAGCUCAUGGAAUGAUAUCUUUUCUACAUAUGGAGUUGUCAGUAAAGCAAUACAGGCUGUAUUGAAUAACUUGGCAGAGGAUGAUGUUGGCUCUUGUCUGAGUGCCUACCUUAACUGGGGAAAGGUCCAACCCAUGAGUGUAACUGUACUCCUGUCCAGCAUUUUAAUGGCAGUACAGCUUUAUCCUGAUGGGAAGUUUCAACAGAGUAAGCAGUAUGGAGAAGAUUUAACAGAUAGCAUUUGGGAAUAUGUCUUUGCAGUUGAUUUGCUUUGCAGUCACCGUAAAUGGGUUUGGACACAUGAUAAGAUCAUAAGUAAAGAAUUGUGGCCCCUACUGGAUAAAUGGGUGAAGCGUAAAAAAGGCAAUCCUAAUGUCUCAUUUGUCUCUGAUAUCCUUGUCGCUACAGUACUUCGUCUAGUAGGGCACCUGUGUCAAAUGGGUUUAAAGGAAGGCUUUGUUACUGCUGUAAAAAACAUUGGCGCUGUUAUCACUGCAUUUCUACAACAUGCUAAUGAAGAAGGUAUGCCUUGGGGAGUGCAAUUGGCCUGUGUGUACAUGCUUUUUGACUUGGCGCCAAGCGACCCAGCUGCAAUAUACAAGACACUACAAGCCUGGAAAGAGUGUGCAAAGAGUGACAUCCCACCAGCAGUUGCAAGCUGUAUGCAGGAACUGGAAUCCAUGUGUGGACUCAUAAAGUGACUUGGUAUAAUACCAUCUUGGAGGUGCAAAGCGAUCCUGAAUUUAGUCUCCGCACUUAUGGAAGGAAGUGCCUCUUCUUCAUCCAUGUAUUAGUUUGCACUUUGUUAUGUAGAUAAAAAUCUAUUACCAUUUGAACAUUUUUUAUAUAUAUUUUUUUUUUCUAGUCUGCAAAGCAGAAACAGAAAAUUGUAUGCCUGUACAUUAUAAAUAUUGCUUGUAAAGUUUUUGUAUAAUAAAUUUAGAAAAUCUAUUGUAA